AUGGACAUGGCCAACACAUUGUUCACUCCUGUUAAAGGAAAGCCUCUCAGUCCUUUUAUUUCCAAGCUGAAGCUGCUUCUCAAUGAAGAAAAAUAUCGUAAAGCCAUCCGGUGGUCUGAAAAUGGUGGGGCAAUUCUCAUUUCCGACGGUGAAGUAUUCAAACGCCAGGUUCUAGACGAAAGCGCAGAAAUGUUCAAAACCAGGAACUUUACCAGCUUUGUAAGGCAACUUAACCUGUACGGUUUCCGAAAAGUUCCCGUUAACGGAAAGGGUGAUCCUUCAAAAAACAUGGAGUUUGAACAUGUCCAUUUUAAACGAGAUAAGCCGGAACUAAUGCAUUUGGUCAAGCGAACCUGCCCUUCAAGGAAAAAGAAGAGAGUUGCUCAAGGAACGUUGACUACCAUCAAAAGAGAAAGUCCAUCUUUUCGAGAACAGCGUCAUGACAAAUUCAAGUCACCUGGAGGAGAGGAGAGAGUCUCUGGAAAGUUAAGAAAAAACGAAAGCAGUUUCUACAGCGAAAGUCCGAGUUCUUCGCCGCGCAAUGAAAGGGAAAGCGAAGAGGAAUCGACUGAAUUCAAUCACUCGAGUCACUCUCCGUUUGAAGCAGCACAGAACAACGUUGGAAAUUCCCUACAAGAAUAUUACUAUCAAAGAUUUCAAGAAGAACAGAUCGCAGUUCAGCUUCUGUUGAAUUUGCGUUACUCGUCGUCUUCGCCUCAAAGUUGUGAAAAUUUUCAGCCACAGCCAACUGCUUACGAUCCAUCUUGCGCCGGAUAUUCCAUGUACAUGUACCCUUCGGUACCUUUUUAUGGCCAGUACACUUCCAUGUACUAAUUCAAACAUUGACUAACUUUUAAAUUUCUCAUUUAUUUUGGAUUUUUAUGAUUUUCGAUAGUUUAUUUGAAUCUUAUCUAUUGUUUAAUCAGGUUUUGAUGUUGUCUUCAGCACCCGCCCAAAAUACGCCCUACUUGAUGGGCCACAUAUAAUUCGUACGCAUGUAUUUUUAUGACUCAAUUUAUCGCGUAAGCUCUUUUUAUUCUUACUUCGUCAUUUUUAUAUUUGAGUUUUGAAAAAUUAAGAUUAACAUUUAAAGAUUAUUGCAAUGUAUUACUGUUCAACGAAUUGCUGAAUUAUUCUCACUGCAAGCAUUGUAAUUAAUUUGUAUUUUAGAAUCUUAAAGCACGUUGUAUCAAAUACAGCGAAACUAUAACAUGUAUUAGUAUCUCCAAUUUUUCAUAAGUUAUUAUGAAUUUUAAUAAUCAGUUCUGGAAAAAAAAUCAGUGUCUUUUUGUAACUGAUUACGAUUUUGUGAUGUAAGCGGUAUUCAAAAUGCUAAGGUUGUCAGAAAAGGGAUAAAUGUAAGAUUGCAAUUUAUGGAACCAAUCAUUGACGGAUUUUUUGCAUCAGAAGUGUAUCUUAAGGAGCUGAAUAGACAAUGUUUUAAAUAAACCAUCGCAUCAGUCUGUGUUCUGAUCAUUUUCUAGAUGAAUCCCAUCUUAGUUCCAAACAGAGUAUAACCUGUAAUAUUCGUGCUAAGGAUCACGUUGUGCUGUAGUAAGACACCGAUCAAUUCAUGGCCUGGGGGAGGGGAGGGGAAUAUCAUGGUCGUGUCCCGAUGAAAUUUACCUGUUCCCCCUCUUACGCUCUGCAAACUCUUAUGAUCCCUCCCUCUCCCCCCCACUCCCCCCUUUAUCAGUAAUUCUCAUAUUCCUCCCUUUAUACUCUAUUGGCGACGACUGAUCCCCCUUCCGUUUCCCUGAAAACUAUGUGACCCCACAAAAAUUCUCCACUCCUCCUCAGGCGAUGAAUAAUACAAUAGCCCACGCUUAGUUGGUUGGCAGUGAGCAGUCGCGACUUAAUUAAGAAUUAAUUAGAAUUCUAAAUGAAAUGACCGAGGUAAUUACUUUGCCUUAAAGCCUUACGGCCUUGUGUCUCUUCAUAAAGGGAGCGAUGAUUCAACCUUUUAGAGCUAUUCCAAUUGUCCAAUGAAAACGGUUAUAGUUUGCGCUGGAAAGGGAGUGGAAGAUGAAAAUCAGUUACGAUUAUUGAUUCCAUAAAUUGUAGAAUAUAUUUUUUCAGCGGUUAUGAUUAGAAUUCUCAAAAAUUUGAUAUUUCAGUAACUGUAGAAAUUCUUGCGCGUCCAUUGGCCGAGAGCCAUACUCGGUUGCACCGAGUGCCAUUUUUUCAUUUUUAUCACAUUUUGACGUCGUGUGGAAUCUAUUUCUGAACAUCAGUGCAGUGACACACUUUUUUUGUUUAAAAGUGACAAAAUUAUGAAGUCAACUCCGUAAUCGACCAAAGAAUUUCUUUAGAAAUGCAGAAAGGUUUUCUCUUUUCUUUAAACAUUUUAUCGUGAGUAACUCCCUUGAGACACUUGGAAUACAGAUGUACAGCCCCAAGUCCUGAUCGUAUGGUCCAUUCCUGUAAUUCCAGCAUUUCCCUGAUUUCCUAGGCGACGAGCCCAGUUUGGCGCGCACUUUAACCGGCGGACUUUUCGUGACCCACGUACACGGAAAACAUAUAACCGCGACCAUUAACUUGAAUGGAAUAGUUGAGAUGUUUGUUCCUUUGGACUUUUCGCUAUCUUCAAAACUUGCUUGAAUCAUCAUGGAACAAGACGGCGAAACUGGAGUCGAAGAAAUUCUAUCGAAUGGCCAGCGAGGCUACUUAUUUACAAACUGGGCGAAAACGUUCUCGUGUACACCAGAGCUAUUUUUCGUACCAGAAUCUAUUGAAGAUAUCAGACAAGUGAGUUGAAGAAUAGAGUUAGCAUUUAAUCUAUUUUUCGUUCUAAUAACAAUCGUUGGGGUCAUCCUUAGUCUAAAAAGACAUAUUUUGGUAAAAUUUAUGUAAUUUUGUUUCUUUGUAAAACGUAGAUCCUUCGUGUGGCCACUAAAUUAUGUAAGACUGUCCGUGUUGUGGGCGGAGGACAUUCGCCAUCCGACAUUGCCUGUACUGAUGGGUACAUGAUUAGUUUAAAGAAUAUGAAAGCGGUUUUGGAGGUAAGAGUCGAUUGACGUGUCUUGCUUUUCUAUUUGUUCAUUCGGAGUCUUCAGACUUAUCUCGAUGCACAUGUGUAUUAUGUAAUAUAAGUAUAACUUUCACGAUCAGUUUAAAGUUUCAAGUAUCUUUCACACCUGUGCGUUCGUGAAAGACAAUUUUUCAAUGCCCGCAGGCUUCCUGUCCACUUGUAAACGUCUUUAACAAAAACAUGAAGAGACACGCUCGAGAACGCUAGCCAGAUUGGGUAAAAGUGUCUAGCACAUGCUAGCAGAAGAUUUUCUACUGUAAGCCCGGUAUGCACUGUAUUAGUGAGUACUUUAGUAAAGUGCAGGCAUCUCUUGCUCUGACAAAGCGUUUUUGUCGGGAAAUCAAGUGGACAUGCAUAGGAGUUUUGUCUACUAUAUUCGAUAUUUUGGCUAGUUAUAGGAAAUGAACGGAUGCUCCUAGGGAUUUAUUUAUCCUUUACUGCUUUGAUUGGGAUUGCAUAAGUUAAAAGUACGUAGGUCACGAGAUAGUAUGUUUAUAAUCAUAUGCAUGCCACGUACCAACUGACACGACAAAAAUACAUAAGUAUGCUUCGCAUACAAGAGUUAUGUUUUGGGGUGGGACAAGUUGAGUAACUGAUGUUUUCUCUUCUUUACACGAGAAAGUUUAAGGAUAUUGACUUCAAAAACAUUCCAACGGAAGAACUACUUAACUUUACUUUAGCAUUAUCAACACACCUCUGAUUGUUGUGAAUUAUUAAUAUAUUUUGGGUCUAUUUUCUCUUUUCUUUUAAAUAAUUUCAAACAAAAAUAGAGUGAAUUGGUUCCACACUUACAGCCAUUUCUCUGCCAGUGUCAAAAUAAAAAUUAUUUUACAGUUACAUUGUAACUGCCUGCUAAAUAUUAUAUAACAUAAUUUUACUUGGGAUGCAAAACCAAAAUAUUUAUCCCACUGAACCCAACCAAAGAUCUUUUGGGACCUUUCUUCUCCAUACAAGUGAAAGUACAUGUUAGGGACUUGUCAGAAAUUAGCAGGGGGGGAGGGGGGGUGGGAAUUUUAAAUUUGGGUUAAGAAAUUAGGUGACCCAUCCCUGCAAUGGGAGUGAAAUUUGCUAACCCUCCCCUUGAGCUUGGCCUAAAAUAUCAUGACCCUCCCCCUCUUGUAUAACAGUUUAUAUCAAUAACGUUCCGUAAACCGUUGUAUUUUUCUCUUUUUUUUGCCAAAUAAAGAACUUCCUUUUUCUUCUGUGGGUGAACCUCUACAUGAUCAUGGGCAUAUAUUUGCAUGACCCUCCCCCUUUUAAUUGCCCAUUUUUCAUGACCCCUCCCUUUUCUGAGGCUCAAAAAGUUGUGACCCCCCCUCUCCCCCUGCUAAUUUCUGACAAGUCCCUUACUAUAAAGGUAAAGGGUCACAUCUGAAAGACUUUGAUGUUGGCAUGAUAAUGUGGUCUAUCUGGACUUUAAUGUAGAUUGUGUGACAAAAUACAGGUUGUUUACUUGGAAUUGGUACAUGAUUGGGUUAAUUUGAAGGCAGCUAAGAGCAAAUUAAGAAAUUGUUAGAAUUGCAUGGAAACAUGAUUAGCAAUAAAGCACUCAAGGCUAUGUGAGCUUAUUUUCAAUCAAGUAGGAUUGUGUCAGGGGUUGUUCAUGGGAAAAUGUUGUGGGAUGGGGCAAAGCCUGAUCAGAAAAGUCAAGUAAGAAGAUGGCAAUUUUGGGAAAAUACUGUUUGAACAUAUUACAAGUUUUCAUUGAAAACUACUUAAAGCAAAGAACCAGAGGUCUAAGCGUUGAUUUCAAAACACAGAAAUAAAACAAAGAUAAACUUUUCUCUAAUAAUUUAAUGACAAUGUUGAUGUAAGUUUCUAGUGGGCUCUUCUUUGGUGUGAUAUGAGUAACUUUCAUUGUCUGUAUUUCUUUGGACCAUGGGAGGUCAGGCCAGGUCAAUGUAUUGUUUUCAUGGACAAAAUACUCAACUCUCACAGUUCCUCUCUCAAUCAGACAAGCAUCCCAUCCAGGGGAAGGGGUAAUACUCUUUUUUGCUUCAUGCGAAGAAUACAGGGAUGAGCUCCAGUUGUGGGGAGGGGCACUAGGCUUCAGUAUAGAAUUUACUUUUCUUCUUUUUACCAACGAAUGAUGUAAAAUUUAAUGGAAAAUGUAUUAUUCUCAAAGAUAGCUAGUAGAUAACAAUACCAAUAAUAAGUGUUAUUUUAGAUAGACUAUGACAAGAAACAAGUGACAGUUGAAGCUGGUUUGAUGGUUAGUGAACUCAACGAGUUUUUGGCUGACUAUGGCUUAGCAUUACCCAGGUAGGUACAUGUAUUCACAGACAAAGUUAGCUGGUACAAGGCUUUCAGUUCUAUUCUUUUCAAAGUUGUCAUUUGGAAACCUUAAGUCAUUUAAGUAUUGCCAGAAAAGAAACCUGAAUUACAAGCAAUAAAUUAUAUUCAGAGGCUCAUACAAUGUCUGAAACUGUAACAUAAAUUAACCCUUUAAUUAAUUAACUCCCAUGAGUGACCAAGACAGAAUUUCUCUUUACAAUGUUAAUACAAUAUCAAGCAGACAAGUGAUGAGAAUAAAGAAAAAUAUCAAUUUGGGAAUAAUUAGGUGAUCCAGUAUUAAAUUCUCUGCACUGACAUGAUAAGAAUUAUAUGGUUGACACUAAAGAGAAUUAAAAUUUGAUCUGGGAGUGGAAGGGUUAAUCCCUUGAGGAAACCACUUGAAGCAGCAUUUACUGGUAAGUACUCCUCAUGAUUCAAAAGUGUUAUCUUCAGUCACACUCACAUUAUGAGAACUGACAGGCUAUUAUUUAUCAGCUCAGUUCAUAUCAGUUAGAGGAUGUUUUGUAGACAUAAACCAAAUUCUCCCAAGUCAUUUGCAAGGAAAUGUUUGACCAUCAGAAUAAACAUUGUCUUGAAUGCAGAUGUUUAUCUGAUGUUAUCUGUGGACCAUGAACACUUAUAACUAAAAGACACACCUCUGACAGUUUAUUACAUUACUGCAAACCAUUAAGGUCACCAAAUUGAAAACUUACGCUUUAAAUUUAGAUACCAAAAUAUUUUCAAAGGUGACCAAAACAUUGUAGCACAAAUAGCUCAGCUGGUCAUGGUGAGUUGGCAUAUUCUUAAUCCCUUGACUCCCAAGAUCUGAUUUUAAAUUCUCCCCUCUAGCUACUACACAUUUCCUUGUAAACUAGUUAAAAGAAUUUGGUGUGACAACUGUUGAUCAAGAUAACAACUUUUGCCAACCAAUUGGGUAUUUUCAUUACCUGUUUGAUGGAUUAUGUGUAGAUGUAAUAAAGAAAAAGUUACAUGUUAAUCACUUCUGAGAAUUGAACAAUUAAUUAAAAUUGAAAAUUGUGAAUCACUUCUGGGAAUUGAAGGAUUUGUCAAUAUCAAUAACUGAGUGCACUUUUAUUGUAACAUGAUUUUAGUAACCAAGUUUCUACUUUUAAGUCACAUACUUGUUAAAAUGGACACAGUGUUAAUGCUUCUAACAGGAACUGUACCUGUAAAACUUACACUUUGUUUGUUUCUUUGUUUGUUUGGUAUGUAGUCUUAGUUCAGUGUCAGAGAUUUCAUGUGCAGGUGCCAUUGGUACAUGUACACAUGGUUCAGGAAAAAACUUUGGCAUUUUGGCUAUGUCAGUAAGUUUCUCACAUACACAGCAUUGAUACAGUCCAUUAUGUAUGCUUGCUCCUCUACUACAUGAAAUUUCAUUAUUGUGGCAUGAUAAUCAAUUAUAUUUCAAAAUGUGGUCAAAUUUUUUUUAUCCCUUUCUGAGUUGCUAAUUCCUUUGUGGAAAGAAGAACCUGCUUAAUUAAGUUGCCCUGCUCCUGAAGUGGCUUUGUGGCCCAGUUGGUGGAAGAAGUGCCCAUGCAACUUGAAUCUGGGUGGCGCAUUAGUCUGAAUCCUGUUGAAGUCAAAUUUUUCAGACUUCUUCUCUGCAAUUGCUUUCAUUGCAGGUUUCUCAGGAAGACUGUUUCCUUAGUUGUUUACUUUGCAUAUGAUCAGUGGGUCAGAAUAUUAUUAUUUUAUUUAUUUUCAUUCUCAACAGUUAACUAAAUUGGUGUUUAUUUUACAUGGCAUUGUACAUCAGGGAAUUAUGUUCCUAAAUUUUGAUGCCUUUGGGCAAUUUUUCAUACAGAAAAGGAGAAUAUUCUGCUAAAUUAGGUACUACUAUUUACUAGACAAAGUACUCUUAACUAUCCUUCAGUAAAGCCUGCCUAAAGCAAGGCAAUUUUUUUUCUCUGCAGGUUGUAUCCCUUGAACUGAUGACAGCCAGUGGUAAGGUCCUCUACUGUAGUAGAGAGAAAAACAAGGAAAUAUUCCUAGCUGCACUUUGUGGUCUUGGUGCUGUUGGGAUAAUUCUCAGUUUGACUUGGCAGUGUGAAGAGGCUUUCAAAUUACAGGAGACAAGCAAACCUUUAAUGCUGGAGGAGGUAUGAUGCUGGUUGUGCAGUUAUUCAUUAAUAUGUAAUUUUGAUUCUUGGAAGGAUAAACUUUACCCUAUAAGGACAAAAUUGUUUGGAUCAAUAUCAGUAUCUGGGCAACUGCCCAUCUACCCCUCCCCUAACUCAACAACAGUCAAUUGAUAACAAGUUAGGGUUAAUGUUGGGUUAGGGGAGGGGUAGGUGGGCAGUUGCCCAGAUACUGAUAUUGAUCCAAUUGUUUCAAUUUAUAAGGAUACACACAGAGAAUGACUGGUGACUGAAAUAAAUGUUGAAUUAAACCUACCACAGGCUUACAACAAUCAGCCUCAAGAGGGAAAGCUGUGGAAAUAUAUAGAGAAUUAAAGUUUCUAUAGAUGACUUAGAAUUUAUAUUAAUUCCCCAACUACACCCUCUGACACAAAUAAAACACAAUUCGCUUUUUGGCACAGAGAGAAGUUUAUUAAGAAUACGAAUCAACAGUAAACAAAAGCUAAUGAUAUGCUUAAUAAACCUCUCUGCCACCCUAAUGACAUCACACAAAAUCAUCCAGGGUAGGAGGGUGGGUGGAAAGGAAAACAAAACAGUACGCAAUCUCUGGUAUACGCUCGAAGUGAAAACUGAUGCAAAAUGAAACACAAAACUCCUCUUGCCUUGUACUAGAAUGUGUGUGUUGCACAAUCAAUCCCUUUGAACACGUGCUUGUCCAAAGGGGGUAAAUUUUUGGUCAUAAAUGACCUGAUUUCAGCAAUUUAGUGUAUGUGUCACAGUGACUGUAAAUGAAUAUGAUUACUUCACUCAGCAUGUUUAUUUCUUCUUUUUUAUAGUUAUACAUUGUAAUUUUGAUGUGACUGUUAAUUAUUUUCUCAGAUGUUAGAAAAUCUUGAAACAAGCAUAUCAUCCAGUGAUCAUUUCAAGUUCCAUUGGUAUCCACACACAGGAUAUGUCAAAUGCUAUGAGGUCAAUAGGACUGCCAAGGUGAACAAUCUUCCAUCUUAAAUUUUUAUAAUCUAGACAAGCCUUGUGAUGAAAAUUUUUAAAAUCAGUGAAGUGAUAAUGAUUUGCUGUUGUUUCUGUUGAAUAGAUGGAAAAUGAGAAACUAAAGAAUAAAACAAAUCAAUCAAACUCCACAAGAAGCAAUUUAAACCAAAAUAAACACAAGCCAUGAUUAUCAUAUACUGUAUUUAAAGUACUUAAAUCUUUCAAUAGUCCACAAUAAUAACCUAGCAGAUAAUAAAUGUCCUUUGAAAAGAUGAAACUAAAUAUAUUUUGAUCUUAAGAAGGCUAUACGCUUACAAAUGUCUGGGUUUAAUUUCUGCAUUGUUCCUGGGUGUGGUCUUUUAUCCUCCUGAGAAGUUCAAUCCAUGUGGUUUUGGGGAAGGACCCCCUUGGCUUGUUUCCCAGACAGUGCCUCAUAAUUCAAGCCUACAUGUUGCACAUGGCCAAAUAAGUAGUAUUUUGAAACUCCAACUUAAUAUUAACUGCUUAUAAACCCUUUAACUCCCAAGAUCUCAUUAGUAAUUCCCUACCACUGUCUGCCAAAUGAUUCUCAUUGUGUUAUUUAGGAGAAUUAGAUAAAUUAGUAAUUCCAUAAUUGAUAUUUUCCUUUAUUUUCAUCACUUGUCUGCAUGAUAUUGGAUAGAUUUAGUAAGGAGAAACUUUUUCUUGGUCACUCAUAGGAGUUAAUGGGUUAACCUCCAUUUGACACAUCUGCUGCUCUAAAAGUGCCUAUCUUGUUAAUUAUCUUUUAGCCCAUAGAGGACAAUCCAAGUUGGUUUUGGGACUAUGCUGUGGGUUAUUACUCCUAUGAGCUUGUGCUUUGGUUAAGGUGAGAGUGCUACACUUCACGGCAUUUUUUUUUUCUAUUAUUGUAGACUAAAAAAGGUCAAACCUUAUUUCAGUUGUUAAAGUAUAUUUUGUAUACUGAAAUAUACUUUUCAAAUUGUUGUAAUGUAACUUAACAAAUUAACAUACACUUUUUGAUAAUUUGAAUUUGAUUUAACAGCUUUUUGUUGUCUUUCAUUAAUUUUAUAGCUCAUUUGUGCCACCUUCCCUACGAUAUGUGAACUGGGGUCUUUUUAAACUCUUCCACUGCAAACCUCACAGCAGAGUGAAUCAAAGCCACAAGGUAGGAUGGAACUCACUCUCAGAAUUUUUCCUCUCACUCUCAAUUACAAUUUUCAUUCAGGAUUGUAGUAGCAGGAAAGUAGUGUGAAGUAACAGUCAAUAAUAAUAAUUGACGAUGUAUGUACCAGGUAAAACACAAUAUAAAAACAUUGAAAACAUUUGUGAGUUUAGAUUUGGCAAGUAGCUGAUACUUGCUGAAACAAUGGUAAAUUGUUUAUCAUUCUUAUUACUGCUCUAAGUGAGUGUCAUUUCUCUAUAGAGAUUAAUAUAAUGACAUUUUGGAGAGUAUAGCACAUAAUUGUAUGUUCUCACCUAAAUUUAAAGUUGGAAACUCACACUAUAACAAUUAAUUUAAAAUUAUUUUGUUUGUCAGGUUUUUAACUUUAAUUGCCUGUUCAAGCAGUAUGUGACAGAGUGGGCCAUUCCCCAGUAAGUUUUUUUUUCUUUUUUUUUGAAAUACUGUGUGCCAUAGUGGCAGGGAGGGGUAAGAGUACCAUGUAGGCAUGUAGGGUGGAGGUAAAUGUAUAAAAUUAAAAAGGUAGCCAUGAAACAAAAAACUCAGAAAAUAGGAUUAUGGAAAUAGCCACUGAAUGUGAUUCAUUGUAAUCAAUUGGUCAUUGCAUCAGCUAAAAUCACUACUUCCUCCUAACUGUUGGCUUGGCCACUUGAACAGUGAGUUGGAACAAAAAGGAAUAUAAGAAUAUUUAGCGAUUUUGUAUACUCCCGAUGUGCUAUCAUUUUCUUGGGGAAAAUUAAAGCACUCAUUGCCUUACCUUUCAGGUUUUAAUUGAGUUUUCAUGCAGUUCGCCAACCUCCCACUUUGUUUAUAGUAUCACCUGGGACUAGUAAACACUGACAUUGCAGUGAGGAUGGAAGCUAAGCCUAAAUAUUUAGUAUUGAGUUUUUACUAACAUUUUUUUUCCUUUUCCUUAGGGAUAAGACAGUGUAUGUACUUAGAAAGCUUCAAAACUGGCUCAAGGAGUCUGGAUUUCAUGCACAUGCACCUGGUAAAACCCCAACUUUUAUUUUCCAUAAAAGCCAUAGAGUCAUAUGUUCAAUCUCCUAUUCCCAUUAGGCUUUCUCUAUACAGUCAAUUCUCGCCCUGCGGACACCUCACUAUUGCAGACAAGAGCCAGCCCGCUGCUGAAAUGCAUAAAGAAAUGGCUGUAAUAAACUCCUGUUAUUAUGGACUCUUGCUACUAUAUAUAUGGAAAUGUGGAUGCUUUCAUGCCCCCCCUCCCCCAGUGCAAUGUUUCACUUGUUUUUUUUCUCUCACUAGAGCAAACACUUAAGUACUUCUUCCAAAAUAUUGACUCACAUAAUAUUAAGCAACAUUACAAUAAAAGAAAAUAAGGAAACCAUUCUUCAAUUGGGUGCAAAAAGAAGAAUUUCCUGCUUGCAACUGGAUCUUUUUCUGGUUUGUGAGGCCACAAUAGAAACUUUAUGUCUGCAUAGUUACAUAUUAAUUAUUAUUUCAUAUGUUUAGAGAAAAAACAAUUUUAUUUUCUCUGAUAACCCUCCAUUACUGAAUCUUGCUAUUAUUUAUUUCUUACAGUUGAAGUUAGGUUUGUAAAGAGAGAUGACAUCUACUUGAGUCCAUGUUAUGAACAAGACACCUGCUUUAUCAAUGUUAUUUCUUAUAGGUAAGUAACAGUCUGUUUUUUAUUUUUAUUUUGGGGGGAGUGUUUGGAAAGCUUAGAAGCUCUGCAAAAAUUAGUUUUAAACCCUAUGCAGUAGUCUACAAAACUAAUCAUUCACAAUAUAUAUUUAAUGUUAUGUUUUUCUCUGAGCUUGAAUAAAUGCAGGGAUGUAGGAAUCAACCUACAUACAUGUAUAAUUGCUUUCUAGUCAAUAGCUUAUUUCACUAAGUGGUGCACUUGAAAGGUAUGGAAUAACAGUAAAAAUUGUACAAAUGUAUUUUCACACUUGAAAGGGUUAUUUCUUUGAGAGCAUAUUUAGUUAUAUUACUGUUUUGUUGUUGUUGAUUUUUCUAUUUUUGUUUCUGUUUUUCUCUGCCCCUAUGGAGAAUUUUUUGCUCUCUUCUUACCUCCAACAUAUCUGGAAGAUAACUCUGAGGGUGUUGUUGGUAGCAAUAACUAAAUUAUGUGAAGUAUCAAAAAAAAUCACAGCAUGUGAUUUGGAGAUGGAUGAAAGCUUUUUUUCCAAUAUAUUUCCAUCUGCCAGUUCCUUGCACUGCAGCUGUUCCCCCUGGUACUUAAUGCUGUAACUUAUUUUCUUUUUCAUCAACUUGUUCAUUCACUAUCUUUUGUUUGCAAUCAUGUUUUUCCAGGCCUUAUGAAAAAUCACUUCCACAUGAAAAUUAUUGGGAAUACUAUGAAAACCUUAUGCUUUCAGUUGGGGGCAAGCCGCACUGGGCAAAGGUAAAUUUUAAUUUAUUAGAAUUCACUGUAAUUUGUUUAGAUUAAUGCAAUAUUUUCCAGUGAUUUAAACAUGGUCAUAAAGACUAGGUCCAAGCUUACAUUGCACCCAGUAGCUUUCCCUCCUACUAAACUAAGAACAUAGAAUGAUGAUAAUAAUAAUAAUAAUGAUGAAUGAUAAUAAUGAUAAUAAUAAUAAUAAUAAUAAUAAUAAUAAUAAUAAUAAAUAAUAAUAGAAUAAGAAAUAUGGUAAGUCUUAAGCUCGGUAAAGAAAUAGAGAAAGAUUUGCUUUGCUCACCAUAGAGUCUCUGUGGCUCAGUGGUAGAGAAUCAGAGGUCUGAGGUUCAAUUCAUCAAAGGUACUCAGAAUUUUUUCUUUGUUCCACGCCUUGUUGUGACAAGAUGAAAACAUCUUUCUCUUCAACAAUAAUAAUAAUAAUGAUAAUAGUGAUGAUAAUAAUAAUGAUGAUAAUAAUACAAAACUGUUUCUUCUUAUUACAAGGCACACAAGUUGACAUCAUCAGAUUUUGAAAAAUUAUACCCCAAGAUACACAAGUUCCGAGAGGUCUGCCAGAAGUUAGACCCUCAAGGAAUGUUUCACAACGACUACUUGAAGAAGGCCAUCUUUGGACCAGCACAGAAACCUGAAGUGGACAACAAAAAGACUAACGACAAGUAAAGUCGCCCUGGCGACCAACUAGCUUCUCUGGGUAUGGGAGGG
Pocillopora meandrina is the source of this 12638-nucleotide messenger RNA. The record is from the annotation of a GenBank genome assembly. Lineage: Eukaryota; Metazoa; Cnidaria; Anthozoa; Scleractinia; Pocilloporidae.